Messenger RNA from Oreochromis aureus, 2052 nucleotides. Its product is annotated as adhesion G-protein coupled receptor D2-like. The transcript has 10 exons. NCBI's taxonomy places the organism in Eukaryota, Metazoa, Chordata, Actinopteri, Cichliformes, Cichlidae. The record is from RefSeq and is a predicted model, not a curated record. The coding region runs from base 226 to 2052 and encodes 608 amino acids.
GGAUUUAACAUCUGGCAGAGGACACCCAUAAACUGGGGGAAAAAUUGAAUAUUUGAGAACCAGCUGUUGAAGAGUGACACAUGCUUGCCACCAGCAUUGUCAUGCACUACUCACAGCAACAUCUGAAAUGUUUAUGGCGUAAAUGCUCAUAAUCAGUGGCGUUUAUCUAGAUUUAGCAGAAAUAUAAUUCAUAAUUGCACUGGUGACCUGAAUGGUGGCUUAGAGAUGAUGGGAACCCUGCUUACUGGACUCAUACUCUUCCUGUUUGAGGUGGGAUGUGAAAGUGAGCCAACACAUGCUGUGCCAGAAAGAGUAGAGGGCUCAAAUGGAGAAACACUGGUGUAUCUAACACCACACUGGGCUUUCCAGCUGGUCAAUGACUCGCUGUCCUUCUCUAGGGCCGACAGCUUCUGCAGAGGGCGGUUUAGCUCUCUCAUCACCUCAGACCAGAAGGAAGUCUUGGAGCUGCUUCAGCAGGCUGGACUUCACUCAUCCGUCUGGGUCAGGGAUUCCAGCAGAGUAGCCUCCAAGCCUGUGGCACUCUCCCAGCAGUAUUUGCAGUUCUCAGCUCUAAAGUUUCCAAAGGAGUCGCGUGAGGGCUUUGCACACGUCAACAAGUCCUUCCCAGCCCUCUCAUCUGUCAGUGUUUGUGUUCGAGUUCAGUGGGACCCAUGGUGGAGCGAGGUGUCGACCAUAUUUUCCUACGCUGCACCUGUCUUUACCAAUGAGUUCCAGCUGCGAGGCCAAGCAGACAUGCAGGGUCGCAUUUUGCUGGCGCUCAUCAUUCAUGGGAAGCACCUACCAUACAAGGCAUCCUUCCCAAAUGAUGGUGCGUGGCAUCAAAUCUGUGUCACAUGGCAGCGGAGUGGUGGCCACUGGGCUAUCUAUGUGGACGGAGACAGGAAAGACACAGGCUCAGGCACAGACACUUCUAGGGAUAUCUACGGUGAUGGGAUUCUGAUCCUGGGUCAGGACCAAGACUCUUUUGGCGGGAAUUUUACAGAGCCUUUCUUUGGAAAUAUAACUGACCUAAAUGUCUGGAACAUGUCUUUAGAAUCACGCCAUGUCCGUCUCCUAAAUGAAUGUUCACCAGUCACCCAGGACCUACUUUUCAGUUGGAACCUUGAGCUCCUUAGUAGCCACCCUGUGGUCAAAGAGGUGCAGGCCCUUUUGUUUUGCCCGGCAGUACACCAGCAGGUGGAGCUACGGGGCUGCAGAACAUUGCAGGGCUGGUCAGCUCAGCUUCCACAGUUGGGUCUGAUGGACUGCUUCCAUCUCCUGCCUUUCAUCUGCAGGAGCAGCAGAGAGCGUUACCUGAAAAUGAAGCAGAUGAGUGACUCUCAGAGCUCUCAGCCCACUGCUUUUAUGAGCCAGCUGAUGAAGCUCUCCAACCAGAGCCAGCUGAUGCUGGGCCCGGAGCCAUCAGGGCUGAGCAGCCUGGCCCAGGCAUCUGCCCUGCUUGACGUCUCUGUCCAAGCCCUGGAGGACACCCGGGACGAGGGACUGCAGCCAGCAGACAUGAUGUCCCUCAUACAGCUUCUGUCUCUAACUGCAGACGUCCCCUCACAGCCAUUUACCCACGACACUAACUACAGCCAGGACAGCAUACAGGAGCUCAGCCAGCACUUCAUCAGCUUGGCUGACAGCAUCAUCAGUGAAGAAGACACCUUAAAGUGGCAAGCCAUCAAAGAGGUGGUGAACGGCCCCAUGGAUGUGGUCAAAAGCAUUGACCAAAUGGUGACCAGCCUGAGCCCUCGCUUAAUGGCAGAAACCAAUCACCUAACCAUCCGCAGCCCCAACAUCAAAUUGGUGGUGCAGCAGCAGAAGCUGCAGGAAGUAUCCAGAGGAUCAAGUUUUUGUGGACCUGAAACAGAGAAGCCAACCAUCCUAGACUGUAUUUCAGUCCCACAUCAGAAGAUGCAGGAUCUCCAUAAGAAUGGUUUCCAUAACCUCACGCUCGUCAACAUAUGGUAUGGCUCUCUGCGGCCUUUUUUCAAUCCUGAGGAGAACAUCACCAUGGAGCCCACCGUCACUGAUGGCAGCCAAAGGUAA